AUGACCGUGCUUAACAUCAGCAAACUCAGUUUCUAUGUUUUACUCCUGUCAGUUGCCUUCGCACAGAUCCUAGUGGUCAGUGCACAGGACGGCAUCGUAGUGGACGACAACGGCACUCUGGAGGGCAUUAGAUACCCUGUUACUUUGUUCAUGUACAGCGAUUCUAAUCGGUCCACCCGGGGGUACUACUUUGAUGAAACGAUGAUCUUGCAGGGCUUAAUUUGUCGGAGCGACUUCAGACUCCAAUGUCGAAGCGAGGCCUGCAUGUGCGGCAGCAUCAUGAUUGUGGGCCAUACCUUCGCCAAUGUUGAAAGUGCUGAGGAAGAAAUUGUGAAGAUUGAAUCUCGCUGUCAUUCUUGCUGUUGCCACGGACAUACGCAGUGGUUGGUUCAAAAGUGUGCUGACGAGAGCUUCGUGCAGAAGGGAUUCACCGCGCUCGACCGGUCGGGAUAUAUGGGUACCCGUAAUGAUGGUCCAAUCCUGGAAACGAUGAUUAGUACAUAUCAGAAAGGGCGAUCUGUUGUUCGUGCUUCUCGAUCGCAUCCCUUACAUCCGCUGGCCAGUGUUUCGUUCCCACAGUGCCAUGGACAAGGCUCCACCAGUGAGGAUGAGGCGUUUGAGGCCCGCGGGAUAUCUUUGACCGGCGUAGUGCGCCCAUAA
Messenger RNA from Suillus bovinus, 660 nucleotides. RefSeq lists its product as uncharacterized. Lineage: Eukaryota; Fungi; Basidiomycota; Agaricomycetes; Boletales; Suillaceae. The coding region runs from base 1 to 660 and encodes 219 amino acids. The transcript is spliced from 5 exons. The record is from RefSeq and is a predicted model, not a curated record.